This is a messenger RNA of Macrobrachium nipponense, 1371 nucleotides long. RefSeq lists its product as uncharacterized. Lineage: Eukaryota; Metazoa; Arthropoda; Malacostraca; Decapoda; Palaemonidae. The transcript is spliced from 2 exons. The coding region runs from base 1 to 1371 and encodes 456 amino acids. The record is from RefSeq and is a predicted model, not a curated record.
AUGUCGAACCACAGCCACACUGCAGCCACCAAGAACCACCUUCACCUGUUGAGUCUCUCCAGCUCCAGUACCCACGAGACGCAGGAGGAGGAGGAAGAGGAGAAAGGAGAGAAGGAGAAGAAACAGAAACAGUACCAUUGCCCCGUCUGUAAUUACGCCAGCAGGAGGGUGUCUGAUGUUGUAAGGCACACACUCGUACAUUUGAAUGAGCCCCAAGAACCUCCUUUGGCAACGCAAGGACAAUAUCAUCCCUUUAGGGCCGUCGGUCCAAGUGAUUUCAAACCACAGCCACACUACAGCCACCAAGUACCACCUUCACCAGAAAAAGUGUUCCAAACCCAUCAUCUAGGUACCCACGAGACGCAGGAGGAGAAAGGAGAGGAGAAAGGAGAGAAGGAGAAGCAACAGAAACAGUACCAUUGCCCCGUCUGUAAUUACGCCAGCAGGAGGAAGUUUAAUGUCGUAAGGCACACACGCGUACAUUCGAAUGAGCCCCAAGAUCCUCCUUUGGCAACGCAAGGACGAUAUCAUCCCUUUAGGGCCAUCGGUCCAAGUUAUUUCAAACCACAGCCACACUACAGCCACAAAGUACCACCUUCACCAGAGCCUCAAGAACCACCUACUUCAGAUCCCCAAGAACCUCCUGGGGAAGCGCAGGGACGAUAUCAUCUCUUCAGGGCCGUCGGUCCAAGUGAUGUCGAGCCACAACCACAUUGCAGCCACAAAGAGCCACCCUCACCAAAGCCAAGAAAACCUCCUGGGGAAACACAGGGACCACCUACACCAGAGCCCCAAGAAUCUCCUAGGGAAACGCUAGGACGAUAUCAUCUCUUUAGGGCCUUCGGUCCAAGCGAUGUCGAACCACAACCACACUGUAGCCACCAAGAACCACCUUCACAAGAUCCCCAAGAACCUCCUUUGGCAACGCAAAGACGAUAUCAUCUCCUUAAGGCCAUCAGUCCAAGCAAUGUCGAACCACAGCCACACUGCAGCCACCAAGAACCACCUUCACCUGUUGAGUCUCUCCAGCUCCAGCAAGGCGAGUUUUUGAGGUCAUAUGCAUUCUCUCCCUGGUGGUAUCACACAAGCGGACUAUCAGAAAGAGCGUUCCAGACCCAUCAUCUAGGUACCCACGAGACGCAGGAGGAGGAGGAGGGGGAGGAGGAGAAGGGAGAGGAGGAGAAGAAGAAGAAGAAGAAUAAAAAGGAGUAUCACUGUCCUCACUGCCCCUAUAAGACUGUCUGGAAGAAGACUUUCAAGAAUCACCUGAAUAUACACGUCCCGACUAGAAGGUUUGCCUGCAGCAAGUGUAACGCCACUUUUGAUUUUAAAGGUGCUCUCACUAGGCACUUCAAAUCUCUUCAUUCUUAG